AAAGCUCGCAGCAUGCUCGCAGCGGUCGGGAGCCUCCGGUACCUUGGCCUGGGGCUCAUGGUCCGCUGCUCCCCGGGGGCGCCUCCAGGGGCAGCGCGGCGGCUCUCCGCUACUCUCCAGUCCCCGGGCCUCCUCCGCUACUCCAGCAACGGGGCCCCCAGCGGCUCUGGGCCCCAAAUUCCGGGGAAUGUCCACAGGGUCCCCGCCGAGCACAAACCUUCGCAUUUCGACAAGAAAAUCCUGCUGUGGACCGGACGUUUCAAAUCAAUGGAAGAGAUCCCGCUUUGGGUCCCGCCAGAAAUGAUCGAUGCUGCAAGAAACAAAGCUCGAGUGAAAGCUUGCUACAUAAUGAUCGGACUCACAAUUAUUGCCUGCUUUGCUGUGAUUGCAUCAGCCAAAAGGGCUGCAAGACGACAUGAAUCCUUAACAAGUUGGAACUUGGCAAAGAAAGCUAAGUGGCGUGAGGAAGCUGCAUUGGCUGCAAAGGCUAAGAACAAAUAA
Messenger RNA from Chrysochloris asiatica (Cape golden mole), 501 nucleotides. RefSeq names its product family with sequence similarity 162, member B (gene FAM162B). NCBI's taxonomy places the organism in Eukaryota, Metazoa, Chordata, Mammalia, Afrosoricida, Chrysochloridae. The record is from RefSeq and is a predicted model, not a curated record. Bases 13 to 501 code for a protein of 162 amino acids. The transcript has 4 exons.